AUGUUGCCCCUGGACUAUCAGUGGGGCAAGUUUGGGGGGAAAUUACUCGAUAUGGAUGGGCGUCAUAAAUACGAAUUCGAUGCAAAUGGAGUUGGGUGCAGAUUCUGGACUACUAAUCAGAUUAAUCUUUUAUACCAACUUCGAUUUGUCGGUAACGCAUCCCAGGUUGCGGCGGCAAAAGCAGGAAUUCUCAAGCUGUGGCCAGAUCAGUCACCACUUCCCCUUGAUCAGGGGGCUUACUACCAAUGA
Molecule: messenger RNA, 249 nt
Organism: Penicillium digitatum Pd1
Lineage: Eukaryota; Fungi; Ascomycota; Eurotiomycetes; Eurotiales; Aspergillaceae
Source: RefSeq, a predicted model, not a curated record